ACUGCCCAUGUCUCGGGGGAAUUUCCUUUCGACGUCACCCAAGGACACCGCCGAUUCCUUUCGGGAAUACGGUGUCGUCGAGUCAAGCUCGUCGAUCGCAUGCUGGUGCACGUGAUUGCCACUUUGACACUAAGCCCAACUAAGCGCUUAGUGCGACGCGUCCAGAAGGGAACUGACGGCACGCGUGAGAGCCCACACCAUGGCGAAAGCAGAGUCUUCGAAAGCAGCCGCCGGCAAUGGUGUCAGGGCCAAUCCCAAUGCAGUCGGAGGAGCAAACUACGAACUCCCAUGGGUAGAGAAAUACCGCCCAGUAUACCUUGACGAUGUCGUCGGCAACACUGAGACGAUUGAGCGCCUCAAGAUCAUCGCCAAGGACGGAAACAUGCCACACAUGAUCAUCUCAGGCAUGCCUGGCAUUGGCAAGACAACCUCGAUCCUGUGCCUCGCGCGACAAAUGCUCGGAGACGCGUACAAGGAAGCAGUGCUCGAACUCAAUGCAUCAGACGAACGAGGUAUCGACGUUGUACGGAACAGAAUAAAGGGCUUUGCACAGAAAAAGGUCACGCUACCACCCGGCAGGCAGAAGUUGGUCAUCUUGGAUGAGGCAGACAGCAUGACAAGUGGUGCACAGCAGGCGCUGAGGAGAACCAUGGAAAUAUACAGCGCAACAACAAGAUUCGCCUUUGCAUGCAACCAGUCGAACAAGAUCAUCGAGCCGCUGCAAUCGCGAUGCGCCAUCCUUCGCUACGCCCGCCUCACCGACGCCCAAGUCGUGCGCCGAGUAAUGCAAAUCUGCGAAGCGGAGAAGGUCGAAUACUCGGACGACGGCAUCGCGGCUCUCGUAUUCUCGGCAGAGGGAGACAUGCGACAGGCCAUUAACAACCUACAGUCGACACAUGCUGGUUUUGGCUUUCUGAACGGGGACAACGUCUUCAGGGUUGUGGAUAGCCCACAUCCAAUCAAGGUGCAGGCCAUGAUUAAGGCAUGCCACGAGCAGAAGAUAGACGAUGCCUUGACAACGCUGAAAGAGCUGUGGGACCUCGGAUACUCGUGUCACGACAUCAUCAGCACAAUGUUCAAGGUCACAAAGACGAUCGAUACCUUGAGUGAGCACGCAAAGCUGGAAUUCAUAAAGGAAAUUGGUUUCACACACAUGCGCAUCCUCGAAGGCGUGCAGACGCUCCUCCAGCUCUCCGGCUGUGUUGCUCGCCUUUGCAAGAUCAACAUGCAGCCUCAGCUUUUCAUUAUGCCGUCAAAACAAAAGUGAUACACCCCGACAACGCACGUAUAGGAUUUAGCAGGGCGUUUGGUGUUUCUGAUUUGUUUACAACGCCUCCGUUUCUGGAAAAAUAUUUCAGCAUAUGCUAGAAUCGAAGAAUCAGAGAUAUUCCAUAUCUGAU
Dothidotthia symphoricarpi CBS 119687 is the source of this 1400-nucleotide messenger RNA. RefSeq names its product P-loop containing nucleoside triphosphate hydrolase protein. The transcript has 4 exons. Bases 200 to 1267 code for a protein of 355 amino acids. The record is from RefSeq and is a predicted model, not a curated record. Gene Ontology annotation, biological process: DNA repair; DNA-templated DNA replication. Gene Ontology annotation, molecular function: ATP binding; ATP hydrolysis activity; DNA clamp loader activity. NCBI's taxonomy places the organism in Eukaryota, Fungi, Ascomycota, Dothideomycetes, Pleosporales, Dothidotthiaceae. Gene Ontology annotation, cellular component: Ctf18 RFC-like complex; Elg1 RFC-like complex; DNA replication factor C complex.